Molecule: messenger RNA, 1420 nt
Organism: Salvelinus fontinalis (brook trout)
Lineage: Eukaryota; Metazoa; Chordata; Actinopteri; Salmoniformes; Salmonidae
Exons: 8
Coding region: 99-1100 (333 amino acids)
Biological process (GO): signal transduction
Source: RefSeq, a predicted model, not a curated record
CCGACAGACAGGGAGAUAAACCUCUUGGAGAGUUCAACACUGAAGAAGUCUGCCAAUGGUUCAGCAGGAUCGGCCUGCACAAAUGCCUUACGUACAUCAUGGAGGCAGAGCUGUGUGGAACUGAUAUAGCCUCAAUAGACCUGACAACCCUGGAGGUCCUUCACAUCUCCAGUCUGGAGGAGAGAGAGCAGCUCCUAUCAGCUGUAUACAGAGAGCUACACCCGCCCAGCACCACCUCACAGAAACUGGACUCCCUGUUGGAAACCUUGGGUCCUAACAACGUAGAGAAAUUCACAGCAGCAUUGGUGACCAUGAGCAAAUCCAAGUCCUUUCAGCAUGUAAGCUGCCUCAACAUGAAUCAAAGGAAAUCCUUUAAAUUCAGAUGCAAAAGCCCUGACCCUAUGAACCAGAGGACCUCUCUGCUGAUGGAGAUCACCAUAAAUGCGUCAGUGCAGAUAGUCCAUCUGCGGAUCCCCAGAGAGACCACGGUGGGGAAGGUGAUGGAGUCCUGUCUAAGGAUGCUAGGAAUGACAGAGGACAAGGAACUCUUCAGCCUCACAGACAAACCAGGUUCUUCAGAGGAGCUGUCAUCAGAUCAACAGAUAGUUGACUUGGCAAGCUCAGAGAACAAAUAUCUAGAGCUGUAUCUGUGCAAAAAGGAGAAACCUAAAGGUGUUGUCAAGCCCCAAUCCUCAGCUACAACUUUCAACGGGUCCCUUGGCAACGGCCCAGUCAAUCAAACCCGCCAGGUACAGGUGGUCAGCCAGCCAGGUAAAGAGGAAAAGAUACGUGAGCUCCAUGAACAGGUGGACUCUCUACAGAACGUCAUCCAGGAGGUUCAGGAGAUCCACCACGGCCUGGUAGCAUUCUGCUCAGAGCUGAAGAGAAAGGAAGGGGAGGUGGAUGCGUCGGGGCUAAGAUCCCCAGAGCUGAAGCAGCGCCUUGGGCUGGCUGUGGGACUGCUCAGGGACAAGAGACACAGUCUACAGAGCCUCCGAGAGUCCAUGAGAGACACAGCUGCUCACACGAACAAGUAUGUUCAUAACAAAACUGUUUUUCCCAUUAUGCAAUGCGCCAAAGAAAAUGUAACUUUUAUGUGAAAUGCAUUGGAUCACAGCAACAAUUAGGUAUAUUAUAUUAUAUAUAUUAUAUUAUUUAUAUUAUAUGUCAUAUUGGUCUCUCAGACGUAGUACAUGGCUGACAAAGUAUUGAUGGGAAUUGAACUGGCGACCUUCAGGUUUCAGGCUUCCUGUCGCCCUACUACGGACAAAAUAUUAGUAGGUCUAAUAGUGAUGUUUGAGACAAGCAUUUGUGACUUUUGAUUAGCUUUUAGAACUAGUUUUUAACACUUUGGUCUCCGGUAGCCUAAACCUUUUUCAUAAAAAAAUUCUAUAGCAUGUCAUAUGUUCCCAACCAAUAA